Messenger RNA from Dermacentor silvarum, 4905 nucleotides. RefSeq names its product retinol dehydrogenase 11. Lineage: Eukaryota; Metazoa; Arthropoda; Arachnida; Ixodida; Ixodidae. The coding region runs from base 1340 to 2431 and encodes 363 amino acids. The record is from RefSeq and is a predicted model, not a curated record. The transcript has 7 exons.
UUCGUUUCUCUCGGUGCUGGGUCGACUUACGAACUCCGUUACUUUGUGUUUUUUGUUUCUUCCGCUCGUGUUUCCUCCUACUUCAGUGCGGGGGCUCGUGGUAACCCGUCGGAUCGACGCCACGCCUAGGAUCCUUACCUUAAAGAGACUCCCUUCCAGCGCCCCCCUUUCCCCCGUCGAGUUCUUUCGGGGUUCCGGCAGUGUAGUGCGGACGUGCCGUGGAUGUGGGCACGACUCGAGCAUCGCUCAAAGUGUGUACGGGGACCAAAGAAGAACGUUUCCUUACAUCUGAGUGCAGCCAGGUGACCGAUUGAACGUUCGACCGGAAGGCGUGGGAGAUCGAAGGCUACAUUGAAAGCCUUCGCCGUACAUCUGGCCGAAGUCAGCACAGAAGUCAACACCGGAGACCACACCGGUGUUCACGACUAAGUCGACACUGAAGUCCACAUCGAGGUUCACCCCGAAGUUCACAUCGAAGUCAACGCCGAAGCCACAUCUUCACCGAACAUCGCAGCAAACGCAGCUCCGGAGUCAGCAGUGAAAUCCACACUGUGGCCACGCCAACGUGUCAUCGACUAUACUCUCGAGAAAUCGACUGAACUAGGAUUCGGCCCUGGCAUAUCGUGUCUUCAACCGAGCACCUAGAUUUCUAAAGCAGCCUUAAGUGUCUUCUCAAGCUGACUUGAGGCGAAGACAGUGUCGGACGUUCAACCGGAAGUUACAGGACUCCAAAUCGGAACUUUCAGAAGCUGACGCCGUGUAUGAUCGUUGCAGACAGUUCCUUGUUCCCUGUUCCGGUUCCCAAAUCCUUCACUAGAAGCAAAAAGCGCUAACGGAUCGCGGAAGUUCGAAUAUCUGCGCGACGGUUCUGAAGGCCGUGACCCGCGAGACGCCUGAAGUGACGUUGACGUGGUGGGGAAAAGAGGUUUUUAGCAAGAGACUCUCCUGCUCAUCGGUUUUUGUUCGAACAUCGCCACCCGAAUGCUCGAUAUUUCUGACUCUUCGCUGCUUUGGACUCGCCUCGAAAGUUCGAGAAGUUGACGCUCGCCGGCAAAGUCCAAGUGGGAUAUGAGACCGUGUAGUACCAGACGUCGUUUUCUUCCGCUGCGGUUAACGUUACUUUCGCUAUUCAUUCGCUCCGCCUGCGAUUGUCGUUGCAUUCAAGGCAGCUCUUACGCAUAGGUAAUUGUCUUCUUUACGUUCCACUCCUGUUCGUAGAACGCUGACUCCGAAGCACCGAGUCCUUCUGAGCCCGCAAAGACAGCCACCUAUCCGCAACAAACACAUAUCUUGCUCGAACAUACCUUCUUUGUAACACGAGCACGAGAAGUACGCAGUCAUGGAUCUCUUCGCCCAGAGGAUCAGCGAUCCCUCGCAGUUGGAUUACUGCCCCGCGGAAGACUUCGUCCGUGAGGUCGGGGAGCCACGACUGGUGGACGUGGUGGCUGGCCGCCUCCAUGACGUCACCCUGUACCAGCUGCUCGGCUGGGCCACCUCUCUCGUGGUUGCCGUGCUCACCAUGGUGUGUCUGGUGUGCAAGGUGUACAGCCGGCUCACGGUGGGCACAUGCACCUCCAACAAGGACAUGACCGGCCGCACGGUGCUCAUCACCGGCGCCAAUGCUGGCAUCGGCAAGGAGACGGCCAAGGAGAUGGCGCGGCGCAACGCACGGGUCAUCUUGGCCUGCCGGAACCCGGAAAAGGCCGCGGCGGCCGCCAAGGAGAUCCUGGAGGAGACCGGCCGUCACGUGGUGGUGCGCAAGCUGGACCUGUGCUCCUUCAAGUCGAUACGCGAGUUCGCCGACGACAUCGUCAACACCGAGGAACGCCUCGACGUGCUCAUCAACAACGCCGGAAUCGUCCCAUUUCCGCACCGAGUGGAAACGGUUGACGGAUUCGAGCAGACGCUGCAGACCAACCAUCUGGGGCCUUUCCUACUUACGAAUCUACUUCUCGGCAAGCUGAAGGCUAGCGCACCGAGCCGCAUCAUCACACUGUCGUCUCUGCUGCACCACUUCGGCCGCAUCGAUCCCGGCCGCCUGGACUACGCCGAGUACCGGAUGCCCAUGCAGGUGUACAGCGACACCAAGCUGGCUAACGUGCUCUUCACGAAGGAGUUGGCGCGGAGGCUUCUGGGAACGGGUGUGACGGCCAACGUUCUCCACCCUGGUGCGGUGCAAACGGACAUCAACAGCACCUACGUCGGCUUUAUGAACAUCGUGAUGAACGCCCUGUUCUACUUCUUUGGCAAGACGCCGAAGGAAGGGGCGCAGACGUCCGUAUAUCUCGCCGUAUCUGACGAAGUCGCCAAGGUGACCGGCCAGUACUUCAUGGACUGCCGACGGUCCCUGCCCAGCAGAAACGCCGAAGAUCCGGCACUCGCCAGGAGACUCUGGGAUGUCAGUGAAAAGCUGACCGGCCUCAGCAUAUGAUGCCUGGGUGGCCAAAGUGAUGAUGGUGGGGUUUGAGGGUAUGUUUUAGAGACCUGAUGUUUCUACAAGCAGCAAGGCCACCCCGUAAGCUUCGAAUAGUAGGCUAUGAUAGCCUUAAAGCAUUCGGAGCAGCGGGGACAGAGCGUUGCGCUUUCAUAUAGCCGUAGAAAGUACGAAGCGCUUGGAAGCUGAGGGCAGUCUUUCACGAUACACAUUUGAUGUAAAGAAAACGUCUUUAAUAUUGAACAGACUCACACAAGACGAUAGUGACAAAGAAGGACUUAUCCUGUAAGCUUAGUAACAGCAAACGCGUCUGCUCCAGUGGAAUCUUGUUUUUUUUUUUUUUAAUGGGGACACUGCGGACGUGAGUGGUUGACUCUUAUAGCCUUAGAGCGCAAGUCAAGUCUCUUAGACAAUUCGCAUCAUAUUUUAACGCCUAACGCGAAACAAAGGAUGUGUGUUUGUGCUUGUCCUUUCUCUCUUUGCACUCCUUCGCUCGACUGUUUCGCGGCUAGAAUAAGACAUAAAUCAAAACCACCAACUCACCCAAACCUUAACAUUAGUUUUAUGCAAUGAUAUGCGCAAGAUUUUAGAGCAAAUGAGCGAAUAGCAUUUAUCGAACUAGUCACGGCAGCGAUCAUGUCACAUCCUUGAACACUAGGAAGGUAUCAUUUUUUAGAAAUACUGGUCACUUACUAGUAUAUUGAAAGACACGAUUGUUAGAAGUCAUGAAGCCCUAGGAAGAAGCGACGAUUGUAAAGGUACUUUCUCCUUGGCACCGCCUAAUGUCCACUCAUGCUGGCUCCUUUAUUGCAGGUAUGCGAACCACGCAUGCAUAAUUUAUACUGGGACGACUGUGCGUGGGAAAGAAAACAGGGGCAUCAAAGGUCACUAUAACCAACAGCACAACAGAACGCAAAAUCAGUGACUGAGUACGUGCUUCCGGAGUGUUGCGGCUUUGUAGUGAUCUGCUCACUAGAAAAAAGAAAUCAUAACUACUUGUCGGCAACCCUGCGUAGGACGAAGAUAUAGCGAUGUUGCGUUAAAAGCGCAACAGUCUGUGCUAAAUUAAUGUUUAGCAAGUACGGCUGAUUGAACAAAGUCAAGAUUUUUGAACUUUUAACUGUACAAUUUUCAUUCAAAAACAUCGUCCUGCCUCUACAUGUGGGCUACGGCGGAAGUGACAAUGAAGAGCCUAGGCGGCAUGACAUCAAUAGUCAACCUUCAAGUUCAGAGGGGAGCGCUGAAGAAACGAAGUGUUCAGGUGUUAAAUCUUCAGCCACUGGACACGGGCACAGACGAGGUAUCCUCUACCUGAAGCCAGAGGGAGCGUCGCAGUCGUGUUCAGUGCGCUGCGCACUCUAAAACGUGGUGUCUGUCCUCAAGUAGUUUUGAGAAAGAUAUAUUAAACAGUACUACGACAACGCGCCCGGCGUCAGGUACAGGACACGUCGGCAGACAUUCCAUGGCAUUUGCGUCUGCGGCCAUCAACGACGUGGCCACUUUUGCUGCUGUGCACGUCUACCCAGCGCAGAGCUCCGAAUCUCUAAAUCUCAAGUGCGCAUACCACUUUUUCUACAACAAUGUCGCUAUGACGUGUCACUUUGGUGCAGUGACAAAUGAUUGGCGGUGCGGGGCAGUCAUGCCGUAGCGAGCAUUCAUCACUAUAGCAUUGAAGACCGUGCAGAGGACGCCAUCGUGGUAAAAAAAAAAGCGCAGGGUAAAAAAAUAAUAUAGUUCUUUCGGAACUUAAUUAGAACACGUCCUUCGGUAUUUUUUACCUUCGAACAAAGAAGGUGAAACGCGACAUUCCAUAAUCUAGUGAAGGGAAGGACACAUUAGUUAUCGUACUCUUCACGAAAACUCUUAAGCAAUUGUGAAUUUCUUAUCGUUUAUAUUGUCGCAGUAAAAAUCUCCAUUGAUGAGAACAAGCAGGUAACAGUAAAGACACAACGGGGCCGUUCACGAGAGGUACUACUGGCCUGCCCGGAAAGGCGACGAAAUUCAGUACUAUGACAUAUGCUGCACUGUGGUGUUUAACUUCAAUAUACAUUUCAAUAGUCACCACGAAUUGUUUUUAUUUUCUGACGUAAUAUCUUCGUUAGGUGAAACUGUUUCGAGUGCAUUGGCCUUGUUUGUUGUGACCCGCCCCUAUACUAUCGAAAAGCGCCUACGUCACAACCUAUGAUUUUUAUGUUCCAGCGUCGCGCUUUCUAGGUGUGUCGUGUUGGGCACGCAGUUUUUCAGUGACGUAACAGCCUGACACCUCGUGCCGACCGCAUGUUCUGCGAAGCUGCCUCAGCAACAAAGGUUAACCCUUGACUGCCUGUGUGGAGGGUGACCUCAACAGUUGUGCGUUCAACGUCGUGUAGGUGGGACCAACUGCAGAUGCUUUGAACACAGCCAUUUCUUUCAUUAUUCAUUCGUCAUAAUUAAUAAAGAAAACGUGUACAUUAGGGGUACGUUCACUGCCU